CAGCCCGGGGCAGCCGGAGGCUUUCGCCCGGCGUGGCCCCGCUCGGGGUCCUCCGCCCCGGCACAGCUCCCUCCGGUACCUGUUCCGGUGGCGGUGCAGCAGUCACCUGCUUGGUGCUGUGUGCUGAGGAGACUCUGCUCGUUUUGCUAGGCCAUGUCAGUGAUCGGAGACCGGAGGUCCAGGGAACAGAAAGCAAAGCAGGAAAGGGAAAAAGAACUAGCAAAAGUCACUAUCAAGAAAGAAGACCUGGAGCUGAUUAUGAACGAGAUGGAGAUCUCGCGGGCAGCUGCUGAGCGCAGCCUCCGGGAGCACAUGGGGGACGUGGUGGAGGCCCUGAUCACCCUCACCAACUGAGCCCAUCUUCCCAGGACUGCGCCGCACGCGUCUGCCGCUACCUGCCCUGGGCACGGCCUUGCCCAGCGCGGUGCCGGCUGUGGACUGCGUGUGUUAAAUUAUUGAAUAAAGGCACCAGCUGGAGUGA
Messenger RNA from Struthio camelus australis, 481 nucleotides. The record is from RefSeq and is a predicted model, not a curated record. Lineage: Eukaryota; Metazoa; Chordata; Aves; Struthioniformes; Struthionidae.